UAAAAAGAGAACAUCGUCUUUGCUACUAGGUUAAAAAAAUCACGCGUGAAGAAGCGCGUUUACUCUACUCUACAAACACUCUUACUCUCCGAGACAUCGUCUCUGUUUCUUUAAUGGUCGGUGAAGAACCGUGAUUUGCUCCAACUUCAGCAAAUACUACAAAAAAACAAACAAAAAUAAAGCUUUCAAUCUCCAUCCUCCCGUUAUUACCGCCACGUGUUUCUCUCCAUCUGUCUUCUUCUCUCUUUUUCAUCUCUUCUCUCCAAAAAAUCUUAAUCACUCUAAUUCACUCCCAAUCAAUCGAAACACAGAGAGAGAGAGACGAAACCUAUUUCGAUUCUCCCCCAAUCACUAUGGUGGGUGAGUUCUGAUUUUUCCCGAAUCUAAACAAUGUUAUUAAAACCGAAGAUGAUGAUUAGCUCAUGGCUUGGCAAAGAUGUCAAGAAGAUUCUCAAACGCAAAGACAGUGAUGCUGGUGAAAAAGGGAAAGCAUUGGAGGACUUGCGAGCAUCUUUAUUCAACAGAUUCCGUUCACCGGAGACUCCAAAGAGACAACAGCAGCAACAACAACAACAGUCACACCGUAUCUGUGGUCCAACGGUUGCUCUCACUUUCAACUUCUUCGUUGCUAUUAGCAUUAUCUUCAUGAACAAAUGGGUGCUUAAAAACAUAGGCUUUGAGUUCCCAGUGUUCCUCACAUUCAUCCACUACAUUGUGGCUUUUCUACUAAUGGCUCUUCUCAAAUCAUUCUCCCUUCUUCCCGCUCCACCACCUUCCUCGAAGUCAUCCUCUCUUUCGCUCUACACUCUUGGCAUUGUUAUGUCUCUCUCUACUGGUCUCGCUAAUGUUAGCCUCAAGUAUAACAGUGUUGGAUUCUACCAGAUGGCGAAAAUCGCGGUCACGCCUUCUAUUGUGUUUGCAGAGUUCUUGUGGUUUAGAAAGAGAGUUUCUUUCAUGAAGGUGGUUGCACUUACAGUUGUAUCUGUUGGAGUAGCGGUUGCAACUGUAACAGAUUUACAGUUUAGUCUGUUUGGUGCUUGUGUGGCUUUAGCAUGGAUCAUACCUAGCGCUACCAACAAAAUCUUAUGGUCAAACAUGCAACAACGAGAAAACUGGACCGCAUUAGCGUUAAUGUGGAAGACAACUCCAAUCACUCUCUUGUUUCUAGUAUCAAUGAUACCCUUCUUGGAUCCACCAGGCGCUCUGUCCUUCGACUGGAGCCUUGCCAACACAUCCGCCAUUUUCGUUUCAGCUUUUCUUGGUUUCUUUCUUCAGUGGUCAGGAGCUUUAGCUCUCGGAGCAACUUCUGCAAUCACGCACGUUGUGCUAGGACAAUUCAAGACAUGUGUCCUCCUACUUGGGAACUUCUACAUUUUCGGGUCGAAUAGUGGUGUGGUUAGCGUUUGCGGUGCGAUUGUGGCGAUUAUAGGGACGUCGUUGUAUACUUACCUUAACACAAGAAGUCAAUCUCUGAAGGCUUUGGCUCCUUCUCCUUCAGACAAGAAGUCAAGAUUCAGUGAGCUUAUUAAGGAUGAUGAGAAGAGUCUUGAACCUUACGGCUCAGACGCGGUUUAGACUAGUCUUUUAACAUUUACUUUUUAGUAUAGUUUUAAUUGAUUUUUCUACGUUCACUACUUAUUUAGAUUCGAAUUUUCAACUUUUUGGUCCCCUUUUUUCUUUGUGUUGAUUCUAAUUUCUAAUUUUAUCCCUGGAAAUAAUCAAUUGUUUUCUUUUGGUAGCAAGUGUUUCAAUUUAAAGGUUAUGUUCUGUUUUCUUUUGUCAAUUUUGAAGGUCUAUAUGGGCUGUAUUUUGAACUUUUAAUAAUUUUUCAGAUAAAUAAUUUAUUAUCCCACAUUUCAAGUUUAUAAUAGUAGAAAGUUUUUUGUCUAACAAAAUAAAGAAUCCAG
This is a messenger RNA of Eruca vesicaria subsp. sativa (arugula), 1907 nucleotides long. NCBI's taxonomy places the organism in Eukaryota, Viridiplantae, Streptophyta, Magnoliopsida, Brassicales, Brassicaceae. The record is from the annotation of a GenBank genome assembly.